Tachysurus vachellii is the source of this 2116-nucleotide messenger RNA. It is a transcript of the gene dus1l, whose product is annotated as dihydrouridine synthase 1-like (S. cerevisiae). Gene Ontology annotation, molecular function: tRNA dihydrouridine synthase activity. Lineage: Eukaryota; Metazoa; Chordata; Actinopteri; Siluriformes; Bagridae. The transcript has 14 exons. Bases 154 to 1524 code for a protein of 456 amino acids. The record is from RefSeq and is a predicted model, not a curated record.
UUUAGUUUUAGUUCGCAGUCGGUCCCUCCGGAACGCUUUGCGGUAACCGGUGUUGUUGCACGGACCCAUUGUCGUGCAACGCGUCGCCGAGAGCACAGUUCCGUGUCUGAGGUAUAAAGUGUGUAAGGUGGUUAUCUGUGACUGCUGGAGGCGAUGGAGAAGCUGAAGGGGUUUGAGUUCUGGGGGAAGACUCUUCGUGCUGCACGCUUCGUCCUCGCGCCCAUGGUGGACCAGAGCGAGCUCGCGUGGAGGCUCCUGAGCCGCAGACACGGAGCUCAGCUGUGCUACACGCCGAUGUUGCACGCGCAGGUUUUUGUCCGUGACGCCAAUUACCGGCGUGAAAAUCUGUACAACGAAGUGAGCCCCGAGGACCGUCCUCUCAUCACACAGUUCUGUGCAAACGACCCGGAGGUGUUUGUUCAAGCAGCACUUUUAGCUCAGGAAUACUGCGAUGCCAUCGACCUGAAUUUAGGAUGCCCCCAGAUGAUCGCUAAACGAGGUCACUAUGGUGUUUUUCUGCAGGAUGAGUGGGACCUGCUGGAGAGAAUGAUUAAAUUAGCCAAUGAAAAGCUCUCUGUGCCCAUCACAUGCAAAAUCCGGGUUUUCCCAGAGGUCGAGAAAACCGUGAAAUAUGCCAAGAUGCUGGAAAAAGCGGGUUGCCAGCUGCUCACCGUUCACGGCAGAACCAAAGACCAGAAAGGAGCGCUGACCGGAGUGGCGAGUUGGGGGCACAUUAAAGCCGUACGAGAAGCUGUAAACAUCCCGGUUUUUGCUAACGGAAACAUUCAGCACCUGAAUGACGUGCAGCGCUGCAUGGAGGAGACGGGAGUGCAGGGCAUCAUGAGUGCAGAGGGGAACUUGCACAACCCCGCACUAUUUGAGGGCCGUAACCCGCCUGUGUGGGAGAUGGUUGGGGAAUAUCUGGAGGUGGUGAAGACACACAUGCCCAGCACGUUAUCACAUGUCCGAGCUCAUCUUUUUAAACUCUGGCACCACACAUUACAGAUCCAUCAGGACCUGAGAGAAGAUCUUGCCAAAGCAAAGAACCUGGCAGGAAUUGAGGAGGUGAACAGACAGCUAAAGCAGCGUUGCCAGGAGGAGAUGGAGAAGGACGAAUCGGAGCGGCGUCACACCGGACUGCCUUUUCCUCAUUGGAUCUGUCAGCCAUACGUCAGACCAGCGCCGAAGGAUCCGAGCGUCGAGAACGGCGUGAAGGCGGCGAGUGGGAAACGAGCGCUGGAGGACAGCGACGGCUCCAACGACUCGCUCUCUAAGAACAAGCAGAAGAAGAAAGUCAGGAACCCGCAGAAGAACUUCUGCCCCGAGCUCAAACCAAAGUACAUCAAAUGUGAGCAAUGUGGAAAUCCCAAAGGGAAUAAGUGCGUCUUUAACCUGUGUCGUGGUUGCUGUAAGAAAAAAGCCUUUAAGGAAGUCGCAGAUUGUCCAGGUCACGGCUUGAGGUUUAAGACGAAAGCGCAGAAGCAGAAGCUCGCCGCUCCGGCGGAGACGCCGAUCUCGUCGUAAACGGAUUUUUCCGUUCCGGAUUUUUCUAACCGUUUUCGUCUCGGCGGCGCGAUCUCGUGCCGUAAACCCGACACGACGGGCGCCUCUUCCUCGUCGACACGUGCGUCGAAACCGAACACUGCUGCUGAAGAUUAAAAACAUAGUAUUGCUUUAGACAGGAACGAAUGGCGUACAGGAUUAAAUAAUCGCACGCACCGUUAAACCCUGUAUCUUGCAGAUACAGAAUUUUGUACGUAGGGUUUUCACGGAGUCGAGAAAGUUGCCACUAUUCUGUAAACCUCAGAUAAUAAACGGAACAGACGGAAUACGGGGAGAAAAGAUUCAAACGGAUCCAAAUCCUGUUUCUUUUAUAAAUUAAUUUAUUGACAUUUAGUUUUAACCGUAAAAGUCAGAUUCGGUUCACUUUCUGCUGACGUUCUAACGCUGCACCGCUCACGUGACGCCGGAGCUGAACCGAACAGCAGGUGAUCCGAAAAUCCAGUGGGGUAACAAGAACCUGCAGCUCUACUGAGGAUCGUUCCUGCCAUUUCCAUUGCUGUGUUUUUAACAUCGAGGUUUUUAAAGUGAAUAAAACUUUUAAAAAUUCUUUUAA